Molecule: messenger RNA, 1029 nt
Organism: Trichomonas vaginalis G3
Lineage: Eukaryota; Parabasalia; Trichomonadida; Trichomonadidae
Product: armadillo (ARM) repeat-containing protein family
Exons: 1
Coding region: 1-1029 (342 amino acids)
Source: RefSeq, a predicted model, not a curated record
AUGUCAUUACAGAUACUGAGUUUCCUUUCAGCGAAGUUCCCCGAUAAAAGCCAUUUCCUUAUUGAAGAAGAUAAAAUUCAAUUGUAUUUAGAGAUUUUGAACUCAACAAACUACUACGCCAUCAAAUCCUGCAAGGACCUGGUCGCAACACUCUCUGAAUUACAUCCAAAACUUUUUUUACAAUUUUUUGAAUUUUUUAUUCCGAAAGAUACAGAAGAAGUUAUACCAUCAGACAUCAAAUACAUCAACAGUAUACUCGAGUUACUGCCGCAAGACGACGAAAACGUCAUGGAAGACCUUUGGACAUUUUUCAAGUCAAAAACAGGAACUGACAUCGAUUUAAGCAUCAACGAUGGAGUUAUUUAUAUACUUUCCCGUGCAAUACAGCUCAAUAUGCAGCCAAUUAUCCAAAGAUACUUGAAUGACCCUGAAUAUCACCAAAAAAACGUUUUGGCGUCACUUUUUUCCACAUUAGCCAUGCAUAUAUCUGUUGCAUAUUCUGUUCUUAACUCUCUUUUGUUUGUUUUACCCGAUGACUUUGAUUUUGAAAAUUUUAUUCCUUUUCCACGCGUGCAAGUCAACAUUUCGACUGCUAAAAGCGAUUUAUGUCGGGAUAUAUUGAUUUUCUUGAGUCAUCUCCUUGAAAGAGCUCCUUUUCUCGCUCAUACUUUUUUUAUCAAAGACGGAUUAGUCUUUAAUGUCAUUGAUUUCAUGUCGUAUGCACAGUUCAGCAUACAAGAAGCUGCUUGCGCGUUGAUGUCGAGGUUAAUUCAAGUUUCUGAUCCUUCAUUUUUCGAAAAUCUCGAUCAAAUGAAGAUAAUCAGCGAUUUGAUUAAUGUUUUGGAUGAAAACAGACAAGAUCUGACUGAAUUCAUACUUGUUUCUAUUUCUAUACUGUUUUUCAGGCUGCCAAUUGAGUUAUUAAGAGAAAAUUUGGAUGUUGACAUUCUUUUGUCACUUUAUGAUGCUGAUUUAUCAGAGAAAUCGUUAUUGAUACUUAAAGACAUCCUAACUGCGCUUAAUCCUUAA